Molecule: messenger RNA, 1425 nt
Organism: Penicillium salamii
Lineage: Eukaryota; Fungi; Ascomycota; Eurotiomycetes; Eurotiales; Aspergillaceae
Source: the annotation of a GenBank genome assembly
AUGGCCGAUCCAUCAUACAUAGACUAUGAGGCCUUCCUAGACCCUGAUUUCUCUCCAUCGUCUUUCGCCAAUACCCUGGUGACAAGUACAAACAAUGCAACAGACACCCCAUUGGAUCUAUCCACGCCCUUAUCGCGGGUGCUCUUUGAUCUGCAGGAGAUUGAUACACAUAUCCACACACUGACGACCAAGUCAGCACUGCCAUUGCUCUCACAUACUCGAGAUCAGACAGCUGCAGCUGAUCAUAUUCUGCAAGAGUCCGGGACACAGAUCGCAUCGGUCACCCAAGGAUAUGAGCGCCUCGAAAAGGAGGUAUUGCAAAAAUGGGAAGCGGCAGACGCAGCGCGCAUUGCGGCAGAGAACUCGCUGGAAACGGUCCGCUUAGCACGGGCUGUGACCCGAUGCCUGACACUGGGCAAGCAGCUGGAGAGCCAAGUCGCUGAGAUCACAGGCCGAGGCGCCACAGGCCCAGCCAUCUCAGCAGGAACGGAGGGAGCAGGGCUACCAUCCAAUGGCAAGGACAGCUUCCGCGCUUUGGAACGGGCAGCCUACACUAUCCUGAGCCUGCGGGAGAUGUUCUCGACAUCCGCCAAGGGCGAGGAAGGGUAUGGCUUGGACCGGGUCAAAGUCGUUCGCACCUUGCGGGGGGAAUUUCUCAUUCCAGUCGAGAACAUGGUUAAAGCCCGAGCGCAGCAAACCAUUAAUCGAUUUUCACUUUCCAAUUCGGCUUCCAAUGGCCAUUCGUCUAUACAAUCCGGUUACAAACAAGCACGCGAUGCACGAGCCAGGUUGGCAACGGCUGCCACAACUUUAUACCUACUCUCGCCUGAACCAAAAUCACCCACUACCGUGUCCGACUUCAAGCCCGAGCUUCUCUUAUCAACCUUGCAAGGGUACAUGCACACUGCCAUCAUGACAUCUGUCAAUUCACUUGCCCGGGCACUUUCCCAACUGCCGACCAUGAACCAAACCCUGGCCGAUAUCUCAGCAAGAUGCCAAGACAUCGUCGCUCUGGAAACUAUCCUCAGAAACCUUCGCCCUCCACCACAUCCUCUCCUGGCCUCUCCCGAACCCAGCGAAACCACUGAAGCACCGGAACCCAAACUCAAUCUCCUCCAACCCCUCCUCCAAGCCCUGGACAGUUCCUCCCUCCCUUCCUACUACUGGCGUUCCCUUGCAUCAUCUCUCACGGCCCGCGUACAAGAAAUCGUUAGCCGGGGUGGUGUCUCCGCCCGCACCCUCCGGUCCCACCGAGACCGUCUCCGGGCCGAGAUCAAGGAGUGCGUCCUUCGUGCAUCCAAGGUCUCUGCCACGGGUCAUUUGGCUGAAAAAGGCCGCUCCGGAACAGACACCGUGGUUGUGGGGAACUGGGAGCGAGAAGCUGCUGUGAUGGUGACUGCGGUCGUUGGUCCAUUAGGGCGGUAG